GCCGACUCUAAGCGAAUUGUGAGCCAAAAAGUUGAAGCCAAGCGAUCACAGCUGAUCACACCCUACGCGCAGAGCAAAUGUCAUGAGGGAAGUGUUGGAGGUUCUCAAGGACUCGACCAUUGCGUCGAAGACUGGAAAGGAUGAACGGUCUCAUUUCUGGAGGGUGUACAAAAGAGUCGCUGAGGAACAUGACAGUGAGUUCCUCGAGCAAUACACCAGCAACAUGAACAUCGUCCUGAUCUUCAUAAACCAGUCUGGUCUUUUCUCUGCUGUCGGCACAUCUUUCAUUGUAGCGAUGGAGUCCGAUUUCAGUCCCGACCCUAGUGACACUACGAAUGCCCUUUUGAAGCAACUCGUGUUGAUCGGACUCAGCAAUCUCGCCGAGGCAGGCUCCACUCCCGUAGACCCAGCAUCUGGGUGGUCUCCGACCGCGUCGACCUUAUGGGUCCAAACGAUCGCAUAUGCGAGUUUGUCCAUGAGCUUGCUCGCUGCAUUCGGGGCCGUGCUGGGAAUGCAGUGG
Messenger RNA from Suillus plorans, 520 nucleotides. RefSeq lists its product as uncharacterized. The annotation marks the transcript as partial. The record is from RefSeq and is a predicted model, not a curated record. The transcript has 2 exons. Lineage: Eukaryota; Fungi; Basidiomycota; Agaricomycetes; Boletales; Suillaceae.